AUGAUCGCUGUAGUGAGCAAGUCCUCGCCGGUGGUGGUCGUCGGGCAGUCCGAGCAAGCGACACCGGCCAACAUUAUCAAUCUCUCCUCAUUCGACAAUUGUUUCGUUCCUUUUUCGACUGCGGCUCUCCUUUUGUUCGACCAGCCAAUCGACGACACGAUCGAGACCAUCAAGAAGGCCUUGUCGCAGGCACUGGUGCACUACCACCCUAUGGCUGGGCGACUCGCCACCGGAUCUGACGGAGAGCUCCACAUCGCAUGUACCGGUGAAGGCGUCUCGUUCGUGGCCGCGUCGGCCAGCUGCUCCCUGGACGAACUAUCUACCUCGUCGCCUCUGCUCCUCAAGGAUCUCACCCUUCGUUAUCCUGGUGAGUAUUGCUGCCUCAACGACGCCCUUCUGCUGAUGCAGGUGACCGAGUUCUCCUGCGGCGGGUUCGCGGUCGGGGUGACAUGGAACCACCUCAUUGCCGACGGAGUGGGGAUGGCGCAGUUCCUCCAGGCCAUCGGCGAGCUUGCCCGCGGGACGCCGGCCCCGUCCGUCGUUCCCGUGAGGUUCGACGGCUCGCUCCCGUGCCUCCCGCAGCCGAUGGUCGCCUGGCUGAGGUCCCAGAUGCGCAUCGAAACAGACGAAAUGGCCAGCCUCGAUGUGACCAUCUCCUCGACCUCCAUCAGCCGUGUCAAAGCCGAGUGCGGCGACUGCACGACGUUUGAAGCCGUGGCCGCGAUGCUGUGGCGAUGCCGCACCCGCGCGACCAUGUCCGACAGCGAGGCCCCCGCGCUGCUCGUCUUCCUGAGCAACGUGCGUGAGGUCGUCGGCGCGAAGGAUGGGUUCUACGGCAACUGCCUCACCAUGCAGUUUGUCCAAGCGACGAGCGGCACGGUGGCCAACAGCGACAUCAAGGACUUGGUGAAGCUCAUCAGGCUUGCCAAGGAGAAGAUACCGGACCUGUACAAGAAUGUGGGCAGUAGUGAUGAGCAGCAGCAGGUGCCGCCAAGUUACAACAUACUCACCAUUUCAAGCUGGCGGAACCUUGGGUUCGACGCGGUGGAUUUCGGGAGUGGGAAGCCCGCACGGGUCAUGUGGCAGGGAGAAAAGACGGUGGCUUUGUUCUGCUACCUUUGCCCGCCGUGCAAGGGGAAGUACGGCCUCAACGUAAUUUCUCUAUGCGUCAAGCCGGAACACGCCGACGCCUUCCUAGGGGAGCUUGCUGCCCUAGACAUAUAA
Molecule: messenger RNA, 1224 nt
Organism: Lolium rigidum
Lineage: Eukaryota; Viridiplantae; Streptophyta; Magnoliopsida; Poales; Poaceae
Product: acyl transferase 15-like
Exons: 1
Coding region: 1-1224 (407 amino acids)
Source: RefSeq, a predicted model, not a curated record